Messenger RNA from Xyrauchen texanus (razorback sucker), 2660 nucleotides. It is a transcript of the gene tmx3b, whose product is annotated as thioredoxin related transmembrane protein 3b. Gene Ontology annotation, molecular function: protein disulfide isomerase activity. The transcript is spliced from 16 exons. Gene Ontology annotation, biological process: peptidyl-cysteine oxidation. NCBI's taxonomy places the organism in Eukaryota, Metazoa, Chordata, Actinopteri, Cypriniformes, Catostomidae. Gene Ontology annotation, cellular component: endoplasmic reticulum. The coding region runs from base 22 to 1401 and encodes 459 amino acids. The record is from RefSeq and is a predicted model, not a curated record.
UUCUGCUUGCAUUUCCUGUUGAUGCUGUUCUCACCGGGAGCGAUGGCGCUGCUGGGAGCGGUUUUCUCGGCUCUUCUCUUCAGUCCGGCGGCUUUCGCGCUGGUGCAGGAUCUCGAUGAUACGUUUAAAGACAGCAGAAUGGAUGACAUUUGGCUGGUGGAUUUUUAUGCACCAUGGUGUGGUUACUGCAAGAAACUCGAGCCAGUGUGGCAAGAGGUCGGAGCGGAACUGACACGCUCUGGGUUGCCAGUUCGUGUGGGCAAAAUGGAUGCCACUGCAUAUUCAGGUGUGGCCUCAGAGUUUGGCGUGCGAGGAUACCCCACGAUUAAACUGCUGAAGGGGGAGCUAGCUUAUAAUUACAAGGGACCAAGAACCAAAGAUGACAUCAUCGAGUUUGCCAACAGAGUGGCUGGACCGGCUGUGCGAUCUCUCCCGAGCAGACAGAUGUUUGAACAUGUCUUGAUGAGGCACAGUGUGCUGUUUGUGUAUGUUGGGGGGGAGUCUCCUCUUAAGGAAAAAUACAGUGAGGUGGCAUCUGAGCUCAUUGUGUACACAUAUUUCUUCUCUGCAUCUGAAGACAUCUUAACAGAGUCUGUGACUUUGCCUGAGCUGCCUGCAGUGGUUGUCUUCAAAGAUGGAACAUAUUUCACAUAUGACGAGUAUGAAGAUGGCAGCUUGUCAUCGUGGGUAAAUCGUGAGCGCUUCCAAAGUUACCUUCAGAUUGAUGGUUUCACGCUCUAUGAGCUGGGAGAAACAGGUAAACUGGUGGCGAUUGCAGUUACUGAUGAGAAAGAUCCAACAGAGCAAAGUGUCAGGUUAAAAGGUCUUAUCCAGAGAGUUGCUACAGAGCACAGGGAGCAGUUCAACAGGGAUUUCCAGUUCGGCCAUAUGGAUGGUAAUGAAUACAUCAACAGCCUGAUAAUGGGUGAGGUGUCAGUGCCCAACAUCAUCAUCCUCAACACGUCAAAUGAGCAAUACUUCCUGCCUGCUGCACAUGUCGAGAACAUUGAACAGCUGCUGCAGUUCUUCAAGAGUGUGCUGGAUGGCAGCGCUCUGGCAUAUGGAGGAGACGGAAUAUUUCAGAGAAUCAAGCGUGUGGCGUAUGAUGCAAGAUCCACUGUAAUGUCGGUGUUCCGCAGUUCUCCAGUGCUGGGUUGCUUCCUCUUCGGUCUGCCGUUAGGCGUCAUCAGUCUCAUGUGUUAUGGAAUCUGUACAGCUGAAUCUGAUGAUGGUGCUGAUGACGUGGAGCUGAUGAGGAGAGAUGGGUUUACAGAUGAGGAAGAGGAGGGUGAAGAGGAAGAGCAGCAACAACUGACCACCAAUAUCCAAGGAGAAGAGGAGGAGGAUGAAAAUGAGGCAGAGAGAGAAGAGAAGAGUCCCAGUGAAAAAAAGGUUGAUUAACAAAGCGAGAAAUGGAAAAGAGUAUGACUCUAGAACUAUAUCACUGUUAUUCUUUUGAUUGUUCAUUCAUUAAUUCUUUUGAUGUUUCUUUCUAUAUUUUCAAAAUAUUUUCCCUAAAUGUCCAUUAAAUUCUGGUUUGCCAAAUUCUGCCCCACAUUUGUUUUAAAGUUAAAACAGUAUCUGUAGGUCCUUUUUGUGCUUACUAAUAAUCAUUACUUAGCACUGUUCUCUUAUGAUCCAUUUUCCAGAGAAGCUUUAAAUGAAUCCAUUUAAACUGCAAUUUUAUCUCCGAGUUGUGAAACUAAAAAACAAUUGAUAAAUAUGGACCCUUUUCUUUUUUAAGAAAACAUGAAGUAAUUGUUUUAUCAAACACCAAUUUUCUACAGAGCUUUGUCCACUGAUGUUUGAAUUAAAUAAAAUCAAUCUUUCAUAAAAUAUUAUUGAACAUUUCAAACAAUAAUUUGACCAUACAUACAGUAUAUGCUGUUUUCCUGCAAGCUACAUGGAGGUAAUCUGACUGAAUGUGCUAGCUUUUGAAAAGUUCUCUAGAAUUAUAAUGUAAUAGGGCAGGUAAGGGCUUGAAUGUAGCGCAUGUUCAUCUGUAAAGUGUUGAAAAGAGACAGAACAUGAAGGUCAAAUAUGCACUGAACUGACACAUGCACUGACCAAGCUAAUGUGACACAUGAAGCUUUUUUUUUUAACCUAUAUAUUCACUAUCAUGGAACAAAUCAACAUUAGCCUCCCUUACGUAGGGUGCCAUAUUUAAAAUUGUAUAGCAAGUAGUGUCAACUUGUGUUUAUAGAUGCCGCUAUAAAAGGCUUUAUGUCAGCUGUUCUCAGCACAGGAACAUUUCUUUGCCAGUUUAUGUGUCCAGUGAUCUCAGUUUGAGGGCAUUCCAGGUUGGACAAGGGACCUGAAAAAAAGCAGACACUUUGACAAGGUGGUGUUUUCUUUUAGAGCCACAGCCUUUGAAAAUAAUUUGUGAUCAGCACAUAAGAAAUGUUGCUGUUCAUGUGUAGAAAUCUAGUCAAAAACUUAAUUUGAAGUGUAACAUUUAAUUUGUUGUAAUGGAAUAAUGUUGAAAUCUGUGCUCACUUUGCCUUUAACUUUACCUUCGGGUCAUUAGAUCUUUUGGGGAUUCUCAUAUGUUGGCAUAUAUUUUGUCUUUGUUUCUGCUUAUUAAUGAGUCCAUUAAAUAUGUUUCUUUGUCUUUGUUCUCUUGUGUUUUAUCUCUAUGUACAUCUUUCCUUCACCUCAAU